Zymoseptoria tritici IPO323 is the source of this 507-nucleotide messenger RNA. RefSeq lists its product as uncharacterized. Bases 1 to 507 code for a protein of 168 amino acids. The transcript has 2 exons. The record is from RefSeq and is a predicted model, not a curated record. Lineage: Eukaryota; Fungi; Ascomycota; Dothideomycetes; Mycosphaerellales; Mycosphaerellaceae.
AUGCCAACUCUCAAAGCCCUCCUCAAAGCCCUCUUGGAAACCGCCAUAAUCGUCGCCGCAGCACGUAGCGUGCAAAACGCCAUCACCACUUUCAAUCACUACACCACAGGUACUGGAAAGGUCGCGGUGUCCAAGACUGAGGUUGCGAUUGAUGGAUGCUCCGCCUUUUUGCCGCGAGAAAUGUGGAGACGGACACACUGCUUCGAAUGUAAGAAAUUCUCCGUCAAUCAAAGCUCUUGUAUUCGAACGAUGACGAUCAAAGCUUUCCUCCUGGUCAUCUACCAGAUCGCAGUCCUCUUCGCCGCCGCAGUCUCCGUGAAGGACGCAGCCUUCGGCUUCAAGCGACACUUUGACGGAGACGAGGAGGUCACGUUAUUGAGAUGCGUCGGCGGAAUGCUCGUCACGAUUAUGCUGCUGGGGAUUGCUUUCAACGCUGUCAAGAGAUUGCUGGACCAAGCUCGCCAGUUGGGGCGUGUAAAUGAAGAGAAUCAAGGAGUGCAGAUAUGA